Molecule: messenger RNA, 2711 nt
Organism: Planococcus citri (citrus mealybug)
Lineage: Eukaryota; Metazoa; Arthropoda; Insecta; Hemiptera; Pseudococcidae
Product: maltase 1-like
Exons: 10
Coding region: 84-1760 (558 amino acids)
Biological process (GO): carbohydrate metabolic process
Molecular function (GO): alpha-amylase activity; cation binding
Source: RefSeq, a predicted model, not a curated record
UUCAUUUUUUUUCUCGCUUUUAAUCAGUAUUGACGUUAUUUGCGGUUGUAUUCGAGUGAAUGUGAGAAAAAUCGUGAUUAAAAAUGAAAGUUUUAUUAUUGGUGGCAUUUUGCUUAUUUCAUACGAUAUCUGGUACAAUCGAUAGGACAUGGUGGAGAAAUACAACCUUGUAUCAAGUGCUUUUACCCUCUUUCAUGGAUGGCAAUGGGGAUGGUUUUGGUGACUUGAAAGGCCUAAUCUCGAAACUAGAUCAUUUUGUCGAUCUCGGUAUCGAAACAGUAUUAAUAACACCUCAUUAUCCUAGUCCAAAUAUGAAUAAUGCCGGUUACGAUAUUACUAAUUACACCGAUGUUAAUCGCCUUUCUGGCACGAUGCAAGACUUCGACGACUUGAUGAGAGAAAUGAAGAAAAGAGGUUUGAAGUUAAUUAUAGACAUGGUGAUAAAUCACAGCGGUGACCAACACCCUUGGUUUAUCAACUCAGUGAACCGAGUAGAACCUUAUACCGAUUACUAUGUUUGGAAAGAUGCCAAAGGUUUCGACAUCAAUAGAAAUCCUAUACCACCAAAUAAUUGGCAAGCGUUAUAUGGUGGAAGCAUAUGGAAAUGGAACACAAAACGACAGCAAUUCUAUCUUCAUCAAUUUAUCGAACAAAUGCCUGAUUUGAACUUGAGAAAUAAUUUGGUAUUGGACGAAUUCAAGAAAAUAUUCGAAUUUUGGGCCAACAAAGGUGUCGCUGGAUUCAGACUAGAUGCUGCAGAACAUUUCGUAGAAGAUGAUCAAUUGAGAAACGAACCGUUUAUUAAUCUCUCAACUCAAAUACUUCGAGGACGUAACGAUCUAUCGAAUAUAUUCACGCAAUUUUUAUGGGAAUCUGUAGAAGUCAUACACGAAUUUCGAACUUUUAUCGAUUCUUUGACGGAAAAAAUCGGAGAUUUUGAAAGAAUUUUGAUACCAGAAACGCACAGUCAGAGAAAAGAGCUGUAUGAGUAUUAUGGAUCAAAGAACCAUAAUAUAGCUCAUUUUCCUUUCAAUUUUUGGUUAACUUACACGAAUCGUUAUGAAAAUGCUUAUUAUUAUAAAAACCUAAUCGAGGGAUACUUGAACUGCUUACCCGAAGGAGCAGUUGCCAAUUGGAACUCCGAAAAUCAUGAUAUACCAAGAAGAGCAGAGGUAUUCAAUGAAGAAUACGAGUUCAUACUGACAUCGAUGGUACUUUUACUUCCUGGAAUAUCAUUUACAUACUAUGGACAAGAGCUGGGACUCGCAGGAUGGCAUUUUCCAGGCAGGGAACAGACUAUGGAAGCUUUUAGACUUCCUAUGCAAUGGGAUGAUACCACGAAUGCAGGAUUUUCCAAUAAUUCGCGACCAUAUCUUCCGGUAAGCCUUAAUUACAACCAAAUCAACGUAAAGAAACAAAAAGCUGACGAGAAUAGCCAUUACAAUAAAGUGAAAAAAAUGAUAUCCUUGAGGAAAACCAAUGUUUUCAAAUAUGGUGAAUUUAAAUCUUACGCGGUUUCUCAUUGGGUUUACUCUUUCACCAGGAAAUGGGAGAAUGAACUUUAUGUAAUGAUUUUCAAUUUGGGAGAUGGAACAGAAUUUGUUGAUUUACAUCAGUCUAUUGGCAAUUUACCCAAUGUGAUGGUAAUCGAAUUGGCUAGUCGUAAUUCUGAUUAUAAGACAGGCAAUGAAAUUCAGAUUAACCAAAAACUCAAAUUGCAACCGCACGUAGCACUGGUGCUUCAUCCCAAAAAAAAUUGAAAACUGGUAGCCUUCUGUUUUGAUGAGAACAAGGAUCCUCAAGAUAUACUGCACAAAGCGUUCAUAGUUCAGAGGAAUCAAGAAAGAUCAUCUUCGAAAGAAAAACUUGUUUUACGUAUAUUUAUAAAUUUUAUCUUUCUAGGUUGUUUUUUUUUCAAUUCAUCACUCAUUACAUAUCAAAGAGCGGAAAAAUAAGCAACCGAAAAGCUUGAAAUAUGCGCAGAAAAUAGGCAUACCUUUUCUUACUUGGGUGAUUUUGGCAAUAAUUUUUUGCUAGGCUCCAAAAAACUUUUAAAAAAAACUAAUACUCACACAUGCAUCAUGUAUCGAAUAUGAGAAAAUAUAAACGAAAAUAGUUUUUUUUUCAUGUACCAAAAAUGCGAAAAUAUACAACACGGUAUAAAUUGGAUUGAUUCCAAAUGAAAUUACCAAAGAACAAUCAUCUUCAAUUCAAACCCAAAAAUAAAUAAAUAGUCGUUUUUUUGUUUUGUUUUUUUUUUUUGAAAAAGUGGAAAACCGAUUUCAAAAAAUAAUGUGGAAAAAUUAUUUGAGGUCCGUGACUUGAACCAUCACUUUUAUACCAGAGGGUUUCAAAUUUUCAAAUUUCAAAAUUCUGUUGGCAAAAUUGAUACCGUAACCGUAACAUUUAUGCUCGGUAAUUUUAGUUUUUAUUUUUAAAUAAAAAAUAAAAUUCGUUUCGCGAAUUCUAAAUAUCGCUGGUUAUACUUUUAAUGAAAUUUUGUUCUUUUCGUAAAAUCGCGUAAACUGUUGGCUGUUAAAUUAUCGUCGUAUAUUUGUUGUUUUCGUUAUGUAUAUAAGUUCGUCGCGUUAAUAUUGAUUUAAUCGUCGAGUUGUAAAGUCAUCGAGCUUUUUGCUCAGUUAUUUGUUCGUUAGGUUCGUUAGAUCUUAGGGUCAACGACCGUUAAAAAUAAAUAUUAUUUUUAUUUUGAA